Messenger RNA from Cuscuta epithymum, 702 nucleotides. The record is from the annotation of a GenBank genome assembly. NCBI's taxonomy places the organism in Eukaryota, Viridiplantae, Streptophyta, Magnoliopsida, Solanales, Convolvulaceae.
GAAAAAAACAAGCAUCAGAAGAAGGUAUUGAGGAUGCUUUGGAGAACUGAGGUAGCAGCCCAAACAAAUAAAGAAGUUGGCAAUAAAAUACCAAAUUAUCCAAAGUUGUGCCACAUAUAUCAAAAGUGAAGUCUAUGCUCAAACAUUGCAAUCCUUCAAUCCUUCGAGGACUGGUGGUGGAGGUCCUCGAAGGACCGGCGGAGGAGGUCGCCGGAGUAAUAGAGACAACAGUUACCAAAGGUCCAACUUUACCAAAUGUUGAUGUGGUUGAGAAGUGUUUUGGACCUCAAAGACGCAGUCAUGUAAUUUGUCAUGGAGGUGGGGUGACUCGGAAGUAUUUGAAGGGACCAUCUUGUAAAAAGGCUGAACAUGAAGCCAAAUUGAAUGUCAAAGAUGAAGAAAAUAGCUACUUGAAGAAUCGUCUAAAUACAUUAGAGGAUGAAUUCCAAAAGAUCAAGGAGAUGCUGCAAAGUCAAGAAAAAAAGCUAGACAUUAACACUUGACAAUAUAUCUCUAGUUUUAUUUUAUGUUUAGAAACUUCAUACCUAACGUAUCAUCUACCUCUUAUUUUAUUUGUUUUUGAGAUACUUUGAUGUGCUGAAAAAAUAUGCUAAGAUUUAGUUUUUGUUUGUUUUUGAAACACGUUAAUCUUGCUACAUUUGAAUAUUUAAUCAUUAGUUUUCAAGUUGCUUUAGCUUUGUA